This is a messenger RNA of Penicillium maclennaniae, 1632 nucleotides long. Its product is annotated as phosphatidylserine decarboxylase 1. Gene Ontology annotation, cellular component: mitochondrion. Bases 1 to 1632 code for a protein of 543 amino acids. Gene Ontology annotation, biological process: phosphatidylethanolamine biosynthetic process. The record is from RefSeq and is a predicted model, not a curated record. The transcript has a single exon. NCBI's taxonomy places the organism in Eukaryota, Fungi, Ascomycota, Eurotiomycetes, Eurotiales, Aspergillaceae. Gene Ontology annotation, molecular function: phosphatidylserine decarboxylase activity.
AUGGCCAAGCGCCUUAUCAACCACUCAGCUCUCUUCCACUGCCAUCCCGCCGCUCCGGUGACGAGGGGCGUUGCGUCGAUGGAGGUCUUCUCAUUCCGGGCCACUGCCUGCCACAAGGCCAGCGUGCGCCAUUUCUCGAAGUCAUGGAGACAAUACAGCAAAGACAACAGCAGCGAAAAUAAAACCAAGGGAGGCUUUGGGUCACGGCUUCGUUUCGCUCUGCGGAACACUAAGGUGGAAUGGUACCCAAUUCCUGUCGGACUCGGCAUUGGUCUUCUAGGCGUUCUCCAUUUCUACAAGUCGCAACGUGCCGAGCGUGAUCGUAUCGCCCAAGAAGAAUCUGGAGGGGAGUGGGAAAAUGGUGCGCGACCGCCACGUCGACCGCGCAUCGUACCCACGGGCUCGUGGCAAGUCCAGAUCAUGUCCACGCUGCCCCUGAAGGCCAUGUCGCGCCUAUGGGGUCGCUUCAACGAGAUUGAACUUCCUUACUACUUACGGGUGCCCGGUUUCAAACUUUACUCUUGGGUCUUUGGCGUCAACCUGAGCGAGGUUGCGGAGCCUGACCUACACACCUACCCCAAUUUGGCAGCCUUCUUCUAUCGCAAGCUGAAACCCGGCGUUCGGCCACUCGACCCCGACGUACAUGCUCUCAUCUCGCCCUCGGAUGGCCGUAUUCUACAAUUCGGAAUGAUCGAGCGGGGUGAGGUGGAACAGGUCAAAGGUUCGACAUACAGUCUGGAAGCUCUUCUGGGCUCUGCCACCCCCUCGCACGCCGACCACAGCAACCGACUAAUCGAUUCGAAAACGCAUGAGACUGUGCAAGACGACGAGAAUAUGAAGUCGGAUGAAGAAUUUGCUCGUGUCAACGGGAUCUCAUACACCCUUCCCUCGCUGUUGUCAGGUGACACCGCCCCCAAGAGACGAUUCUCGAUGGAUGCUUCUACCGCCUCCAAAGCAACGUCCGAAAUGCAGGUCCAAGAGGAGCUGGCCCUUGGAGAGGGUACUCCGUGGUAUGCGCCCAAGACCGCUGCCAACCAUGCCCUAUUCUACUGUGUGAUUUACCUGGCUCCGGGUGAUUACCACCGAUUCCAUUCGCCGGCCCCAUGGGUCGUUGAAAGUCGCCGUCACUUUGCGGGUGAAUUGUAUUCUGUCUCUCCUUACCUGCAGCGCCAUCUGCCCGGUCUGUUCACUCUCAACGAGCGUGUGGCACUUCUUGGCCGCUGGCGCUGGGGCUUCUUCAGUUACACGCCGGUUGGCGCGACCAACGUGGGCUCGAUCAAAAUCAACUUUGAUUCGGAGCUUCGCACAAACAGCCUACUGACCGAUACAGCGGCAGAUUUGGCGGCAGCCUUGGCUGCUAAGCGAGGAGAGCGGGACCCCGGGUUUGCUGAGGCUACCUACCGCCACGCGAGUCGCACACUGGGAGGACAUCCUUUGCAACGUGGCGAGGAGAUGGGUGGAUUCCAGCUGGGUAGUACGAUUGUGCUUGUAUUUGAAGCGCCUCUCGGCUCUCGCAAAUCCUUUGAUGCAGGUUGGCCGGAGGAUCAGAGACCAGAUGGGUGGACAUGGAGUGUUGAAAAGGGCCAGCGCAUCAAAAUGGGAGAAAAGCUCGGGUUUGUGGGCGGAGUAUAG